This is a messenger RNA of Physella acuta, 774 nucleotides long. RefSeq lists its product as uncharacterized. NCBI's taxonomy places the organism in Eukaryota, Metazoa, Mollusca, Gastropoda, Physidae. The record is from RefSeq and is a predicted model, not a curated record.
AAUAUGGCGGCGGGAGAUCUGUUCAACAUAGGCCUCAACAAAAUGCUACUGACGGCGCACCUCGCGAGUGUCGUCCUUCUAGUGGCCAGUGACGUCAUGAAGACCAACAUCUACCUACCCACACAGCCCCCGUUGGAGCAAGUGAACAAAACUUGUCUCGGUGACGAUUUGGACCAGGAGAAGCUGUUCAUCCAUCCCGUUCCAGAGCGUUACAGCGGGAAAACAAUCAUGUAUUACACGCAGGAGUUUAUCAAUGUGACCUGCACAAAAAUGGCUUUAAGGAACGACCUUCAGUGGACGUGGAGGAAGCUGUGCCCAAGGUCAAACAAAUCGUUGCCAUGGCACUACCCCAAUCACGUGACCAGGCGCAGCUACAAGGUCAGCGACAGGCGGCACAACUGCAGCGCCGUCUACAUGCACAGGACCACUCUACUGCUCCUGUUCACCAAUGGGAUUGAUGGCUGCACGCUGGUGUGCAGUUUAGCUGACCCAGUCGACAUGGUUGUCUCAUCCAUGAACGUGACCUUAAGGAAAACAGAAGACACGUCACUCCGUCUAGCCAUGGCCCUGGGUCAGGCCGAGUGUCUCGACCACAUGAAGCUGGUGACCGUCGUGAGUGUCGUCAUGGGGUUCCUGGUCCAGCUGAUCUACUUCACCUGGUACUUCCUCCAGCGGUACCUGGGCGCCAACCAGGCCGACAAGAAGGUGGUCAGCGCCGACAAGAUGCCGGCUAGUGUGGUACAGCAGCACUACUCCACUAUGGGGGCCUUGUGA